Didymodactylos carnosus is the source of this 764-nucleotide messenger RNA. The record is from the annotation of a GenBank genome assembly. Lineage: Eukaryota; Metazoa; Rotifera; Eurotatoria; Philodinida; Philodinidae.
GUUUGUUUUUCUUUUUCCAGCGUACACUCUAGGCUGCGCGUUGAGUGCUAAACCGAUGCUUUUUCAGUUUUAGCAUCUCUUCAUCUUCUUCGUGCCGUAGAUAAAACAAGUGCGUGGGUUCUAGUAAUACACCAAACCAGUGCUAAGUGUUCUUUAUCCACUGUUUAAUACUUCUUCUCUCGGGAUGAUUAAUGAUUGAUCCCGGGAUGAUUAAUGGAGUACGGAUGCAUCCAACUGUAGUCUUGGUGGUGUUUUACAUCAAGUUAUGGAAGAUGGUAGACUUAGACCAAUCCAAUAUUUAUCAAGGUCAUUAAUCAUCCCGAGAGAAGAAGUAUUAAACAGUGGAUAAAGAACACUUAGCACUGGUUUGGUGUAUUACUAAAUUACGUCCUCACUUAUACAUGCGGGAUUUUACCGUUCUCACAGACCACCAUCCAUUAUGCUGGGUAAAUAAACAAUCAUUUAAAAACGGUAGAUUAGAUCGGUAAUCAUUGCAACUACAAGAGUAUUUAUUUAACAUUAAAUACACAUCUGGUAAAUCAAUUUGUGUUGCUGAUUGUCUCUCAAGGUAUCCAGCGCACAAGCCAGAUGUUGCUGAUCAACAGUUAGAUUUAAUGUGUGGACGAGUGAAUAACAUUCACACUACAACAGUGGCCGUUACCUCCUCGUUCGAUUCAACCACAAUUCAACAACAUCAAUUGAAAGACAUAAACAUUCAACGUCGAGACAAAAACGUACCAACAUUAAUGGUCAAACGUUUAUAG